GAGGGGAAAAUCCCAAUCCCAGCAACCCCCGCGAGGCUCCUGGCACAAAGCUGGACAGUCGCCAUGACAAGUAAGGGCAAGCAGUUCGCCGGGGGGCGGUGGGAGUGAGACAGGAUUCUCGUCGUGCUGGUGCUGCAGCUACUUGACAUUGGGGUGGGGAAGUUCGACCAGCCAGAACUGGGAGGGCAGAAUCGGUGGAAACCAUUUUGGAAGACUCCCGCCACUGUGUCAAAUAUGAAGGUGGAAGAAAGAAAGACACUUGUCAUCCCUCUCCCGGAUAGCUGGAUAGUUUCUUCUCAUCGGCUAAAAUGCCACCUUUUUAGGAAGGACUUCCUUAAUAUCCCAAUCCAACGUAUUCCUUCAGAUACUCUGUAUCACACCAUCUUGUUUAAUUUCCUUCACAGCCCUUGCCGCUCUCUGCAAAGAUGUGUUCCUUGCCUUAAAUACACAGCAACGUAAGCCUUUUAGGGAGGGCAGAACCCUUGUGCUGCUAUCUUACUCAUUGUUGUAUUUCUCAGUGCCUGGUACAGUACUGGGUCGCAAGGAAGAGCUCAAUAAUAAAUACUUACUGAAUGAAUGAAAAGAGACGGAAGUGUGAGGAAUUUGGCGAAUGAGAAGCAAAAGGAUCAAAAUCAAGUAUAGCGCUAGCGCCCUCUUGCAGGUGAGGGGGGAGUAGGUGCUUUAAGAGUGACGGAGGGAGACGGCAGGGGGAGCUCAAGCCCUUCAAACAGAGGCGGAAGCUUUCGGACUACAACACCCAGCAGCCACCGGGAGCCCCAGGGCGUGAUGGGUACGGUAAACCCUCGUGACCUGUUACGUGCUUGCCCCGCCCCUCUCCCGGGUCGCCCGCGAAAUCCGAUCGGGAGGCGGAGGUCCAAUUGAAAGGUGCGGCCAAAUCCCGCGAGAGCGCGUGGCUCUUAGGGACCGAGCGGGUUGAGGAACGCCGAGCUUGCCACCUUGGUGUCCCUAGGUCCGCCUCGCCUUCCCGGGGUCUUCCGCCCCCUCCCGGAGGAAGGAGGCAGGCGCAGGUAGGUGCUCCAGUUCGGCGUCCGGAGCCUUGCGAACUCUGCGGCGGGGCGAGGGUUGCCCAGCGAGGCCAGUGUGGCCGCGCGUCCUCGGCAGCAUGAACACGCCGGAGGCGCCCGUGUUAGCCCCGGACCCGGACCCGGCCCCCGCCCCGGCCCGCCUCUCUCCUCAAGCUUCCCUGACGGAUAAAGACCCGGACCCUGAACUGGUACCACCGCCGGCCGAUGGGGACGAGCCGCCUCGCUUGUCCCCAGAUCCCAAGGCCGGUUCAGCUGGUUCCCAGGAGACGGGAGAGGGAGGCUCAGCUUCUAUCUCCGCUCCCCCGGAAACGGGGUUCGGUACUCCUAGGGAGCCGAGCCUUCCAGUCGAGAAGCCAGAACUUUCUGAGAAUGUGAGCCCUCCUGCAGAAGAGACGGACAGGCCGGAGCUGGGGCCCGGAGAGCCCACAGCACGUGUGUCUGAGGAAGCUCCUCCGGAGGAUGAGGGAUUCAGCACCUGGAGCUAUAGCUUCUCCCAGCUACCUCGAUUUCUCAGUGGUUCCUGGUCGGAGUUCAGCACCCAGCCCGAGAACUUCUUGAAGGGCUGUAAGUGGGCCCCUGAUGGUUCCUGCAUCUUGACCAACAGUGCUGAUAACAUCCUGCGUAUUUAUAACCUGCCCCCAGAGCUGUACAAUGAGGGGGAACAGCUGGAAUAUGCAGAAAUGGCCCCCGUCCUUCGAAUGGUGGAAGGUGACACCAUCUACGAUUACUGCUGGUAUUCGCUGAUGUCUUCAGCCGAGCCAGACACCUCCUACGUGGCCAGCAGCAGCCGGGAGAACCCCAUUCACAUCUGGGAUGCAUUCACCGGACAGCUCCGGGCUUCCUUCCGUGCCUACAACCACCUGGACGAGCUGACGGCAGCCCACUCGCUCUGCUUCUCCCCGGACGGCUCCCAGCUCUUCUGUGGCUUCAACAGGACCGUGCGUGUCUUUUCCACGGCCCGGCCUGGCCGUGACUGUGAGGUCCGAGCCACGUUUGCAAAAAAGCAGGGCCAGAGUGGCAUCAUCUCCUGCAUAGCCUUCAGCCCAGCCCAGCCGCUCUAUGCCUGUGGCUCCUACGGCCGUUCCCUGGGUCUGUAUGCCUGUGACGACGGCUCCCCUCUUGCCUUGCUGGGAGGACACCAAGGAGGCGUCACUCACCUUUGCUUUCACCCCGACGGCAACCGCUUCUUCUCAGGAGCCCGCAAGGAUGCUGAGCUUCUGUGCUGGGAUCUCCGGCAGCCUGGUCAUCCACUGUGGUCCCUGAGUCGAGAGGUGACCACCAAUCAGCGCGUCUACUUCGAUCUGGACCCGACUGGGCAGUUCUUAGUGAGCGGAAGCACCAACGGGGCGGUGUCCGUGUGGGACACCAGCGGGGCCGGACGUGAGGGGAAGCCGGAGCCAGUGCUGAGUUUUCUGCCCCAGAAGGACUGCACCAACGGAGUGAGCCUGCACCCCAGCCUGCCAUUGCUGGCCACCGCGUCCGGUCAGCGCGUGUUUCCGGAGCCCACGGACAGUGAGGACGAAGGGGAGCAGCGGGGGGACCUUCCUCUGCUUUCCAUGCGCCACGUCCGCUUUGAAAGUCAGCUUCAGCUCUGGUGGUGUGGGGGGGGCCCGGACACCGGGGUCGCUGACGCUCACCAGGACGGGCAGGGACAGGGAGGGACAGAGGAAGGUGGGGGCGAGUUGAUAUAAAAAGGUUUU
Molecule: messenger RNA, 2746 nt
Organism: Acinonyx jubatus (cheetah)
Lineage: Eukaryota; Metazoa; Chordata; Mammalia; Carnivora; Felidae
Gene: WRAP53
Product: WD repeat containing antisense to TP53
Exons: 10
Coding region: 1124-2737 (537 amino acids)
Biological process (GO): Cajal body organization
Cellular component (GO): Cajal body
Molecular function (GO): RNA binding; protein binding
Source: RefSeq, a predicted model, not a curated record